GCCAUUCGCACUUUUUGCGACCGCCGAGUCACAAAAUCAGUGCUGGAGCACAGAUGACCCAUGUUGGUAACUCACUCGGUGGUCUGAUGUUCAAGGUCAUUUACUUACCCAGUAACGCUGAUCCAGUACUGAUCCUACAGGACACAGGUAACCUUUCAAUCGGUUGUCUGAUAUUAAAACCACUCGCUGAUCUAGCGAUCGUUGGGCUUGUAGGAUGGAAAUCCGGUGGAAAACAGGAUUAUGUCAAAAUAUUAUUGAUUGAAUCUUGUUUUCAAAAGGGAAAUAAACCUGAUCAACAACGCGUCAAGGAUUGGAAAAAAACAC
This is a messenger RNA of Acaulospora morrowiae, 324 nucleotides long. Lineage: Eukaryota; Fungi; Glomeromycota; Glomeromycetes; Diversisporales; Acaulosporaceae. The record is from the annotation of a GenBank genome assembly.